CCCGGGUCCUUUUUGUGGACUAACAAAGAUGGCGGCGUCCAUGUUGUGCAGGAGGACGGCAAUGUUAUGUAGGACUUUAAAGGGACUUUCAUGUUCGAAAACUGUAUUUUCUGCGAACUCCCAAAGUGGGUUUCUGUUGCAGGCGGCGUCCUAUAACCCCAGACCUUUAAAGCUGAACCUCCGGGAGCCCUACGUCCCAGACAAGGACAACGAGAAGACGCCGGAGUGGCAGAAGACGGCCCGGUAUGACAGGAAGCUAUUCGGUCGCUACGGCUCAGCGUCGGGUAUCGACCCUGCGUUGCUGUGGCCCAGCCAUGAGCAGCUGGACAAGAUCAUCGCAGAGGAACAGGAGUGGCACCCUCCGUUAGAGGUAAUGCUGAAGAACAUUGAGGCCAGGGAGAAGCAGGAAACCGAGAAACGGCUGGCAAAAGAGAAACUCCUAGCAGCGAACAUGGCCAAAAUGCCCAAGAUGAUAGCGGACUGGCGCAGAGAGAAGCGGGAAACCAAGCACAAGCUGAAGGAGGAGAAAGCGCGGCGUGCAAAGUUGCUGGCCGAGGCCAGAGAGCGCUUUGGCUACGCAGUGGACCCCCGCAGCCCCAAGUUCUUGGAAAUGGUUGCUGAAAUAGAGAAGGAAGAGAAGAAGAAGAAGAAACUAAUGAAACGCAGACUGAAAGAGGAGCAGGUGGUGGCCCCUGUCACACCUCCUGCUGCCUCCUCAUAGUCUAAGUCUAGACGGAGUCAUUUCAGACAUACAGAACUGCUGGGGCUUGGUCUAACUACUUACUGAGAUGGAAGGUGUGCUGCAUAAUACAACUCACUGGGACAUUUGUGAAAGAGUAUCUGAAUACAGGUUAGACCUUGUGUUACCUGAUGGCAUUUGUAAUCAUUGUAAUUUCCCCUUGCGAGAUUAAUACAGUAUACAUUAUUAUUAUUGGCCUGGAUUAAAGAAAAUCCCCAUCCAUGUUUUUUUCUUUUGUAAAAAAAAACUAAGCAUGUUAUUUUUCAUUACCUUUUUAUGUAUUUAGCUGUCGCUGAAAUAAAUACAUUGCUGUACAGAAA
Messenger RNA from Perca fluviatilis (European perch), 1059 nucleotides. It is a transcript of the gene gadd45gip1, whose product is annotated as growth arrest and DNA-damage-inducible, gamma interacting protein 1. NCBI's taxonomy places the organism in Eukaryota, Metazoa, Chordata, Actinopteri, Perciformes, Percidae. The transcript is spliced from 2 exons. Gene Ontology annotation, cellular component: nucleus. The coding region runs from base 29 to 721 and encodes 230 amino acids. The record is from RefSeq and is a predicted model, not a curated record.